Prorocentrum cordatum is the source of this 916-nucleotide messenger RNA. The record is from the annotation of a GenBank genome assembly. Lineage: Eukaryota; Dinophyceae; Prorocentrales; Prorocentraceae.
CCGCUGGCCGAGCAGCGCCGGCGCCCGCGCGGCGCUGCGGCCCGGGGCGGACGGCCCGCGCGAGUGGUUCGAGCUCGAGGGCGGCGCCGUGAGCUUCGGGUCCGCGUCCCGCAUCGCCGCGCCUCUCGCGGGUGCGGCCGACCUCGCGGCGGUCUGGCUGCUCGGCGGCGAGGGCGAGCAGGAGGACACGAGGCGUCGACCGGCUCGUGCGCGCAGCGAGGCCCCUGGGCUCCGACGUGCGCCGGCAGUCUGCUAGCGGGCCGGGUACGACGGCCGGGCAGAGGAGCCGGAGCUACGAGCUCGCCCUGCCGGCGCUGGAGCUCCCUGGGCUGGGCACGGCGCGCACGUCCGUGGUGAUGUGGGGAGCGGUGCGCGACUCCGGAGGCCCGCAGCCGGGGGGCGGGCGGUACCUGGCGAUCGGCAGCGAGGGCGGUCCCAGGAUCUGCCUGGAGCUCGGGGGCUCAGAGGUGGAGCUGCCCCGCUUCUCCCUGGACGUGCAGGAGAUUGGCGCCCUCGGCGUGGCGGAGGAGGCCGGGGGCGAGUCCUGCCGCGCCGAGGGCGGGGCCCUGCUCCGACGCAUCGCCGUCGCCGCGCAGUUGCCCUCCGUGGCGGGCAUUUCCGUCUGGUGGGCGCUUCUGCGUCCCAAGGUGUGCCGGCAGACGGUGGGCUUCGCGAGCCGCCGGCUCGCGGACAGCCUGUCGGAGGACUUCGCCCGGUGGCGGGGCGAGCGGAUCCGGGCCCGCAGGCUCGGCGCCCAGGCGCCCUGAGCGCGCCGCGGCGGCCUGCGCACUGAGCAAGCAAUCCGCCGCCAGCUCCGGGUUUCUGUCUGCGCCGGCUGCCGUUCCUCCACGCCCGCUGCCGCUGGCGGCCCCGCCGUCGCGCCACCCGCGCGGGGCCCAGACCUCGGGUAACCUGG